AUGUCUGGUCCCGGUGUCGGCUUCGAGUACCCGCGACAGGAGGUGUCCUGGCUGAAGCGCGAUGUGCUGCUCUUCGCCAACAGCAUCGGCUGCAAGUCGGACGAGCUACACUUUCUCUACGAGCUGCACCCCAACUUUUCCGUCUUCCCCACGUAUCCCCUCGUCCUGACCUUCAAGGGCAACACCCAAGAGGUCGUCGACUUCUACAAGGCCCAAAAGGCCGUCAAGAUCCCCAGCGUCCCCGAGUUCGACUACCGCCGUGUCGUCGACGGCCAGCGCAAGAUCGAGUUCCUCAAGAAGCUGCCCCCGUCGUCCGAAGGCGCCAAGUUCGAGGCCCGCACCAAGGUGCUCGGCGUCUACGACAAGGGACGGCCGGGCUCCGUGCUCGACCUGCAGACGGACCUGGUCAACGCCGCCACGGGCGAGGUGCACACGCGCGUCACGACGAGCAGCUUCUUCGUCGCCCAGGGCGGCUGGCACGGCCCCAAGGGCCCGGCCACCAAGAACUACCCGCCGCCCAAGGACCGCGAGCCCGACGCCGUGCUCGAGCACCAGACGACGACCGAGUCGGCCCUGCUGUACCGCCUCAACGGCGACUACAACCCGCUGCACGCCACGCCGGAACCCGGCCAGAAGAUGGGCUUCAAGGGCGCCAUCACCCACGGCCUGUACCAGUGGAACGUCACCUGCCACGACAUCCUGCGCCGCUUCGGCGCCUCCGACCCGGAGAACAUCAAGGAGUACCAGGCGCGCUUCGCCAGCCCCGUCAUGCCCGGCGACAAGCUCGUCACCCGCGUCUGGCGCACCGGCGAGAAGACGGGCGACUUUGAGGAGGUGCGCUUCACCACGCAGGUCGAGGGCGGCAAGGUGUGCCUGAGCAACGGCCGCGCCCUGGUUCGCGUCGUCGGCGAGAUCAAGAACAAGCUGUAA
Messenger RNA from Purpureocillium lilacinum, 930 nucleotides. RefSeq lists its product as uncharacterized. Gene Ontology annotation, molecular function: 17-beta-hydroxysteroid dehydrogenase (NAD+) activity; (3S)-3-hydroxyacyl-CoA dehydrogenase (NAD+) activity; enoyl-CoA hydratase activity. Gene Ontology annotation, cellular component: peroxisome. NCBI's taxonomy places the organism in Eukaryota, Fungi, Ascomycota, Sordariomycetes, Hypocreales, Ophiocordycipitaceae. The record is from RefSeq and is a predicted model, not a curated record. Gene Ontology annotation, biological process: fatty acid beta-oxidation.